AUGCUUUGCUAUCUUUCGGCCAACGACAUCGAUCGAACUGGUAUGGCAUCUCACACGGGGUGGGCAGAAACAAGUGUCAAAGCCCCUGAAAAGGCAGGCCAGAAGGAACAAUCCAUCCUCAAUGGUUUCUUUCUAAAGAGCCAGGGAGAUAUCCCAAAGUCUUCAACUCCUACUUCAGGCAGCCAAAGUGCGAAGUCUUCGUUCACCAAGAGCAGUAAAGUCCCGAACAAAGCUGCGAUGAUGGUGGGGAGUCCGAUAUCAAUGAAAAUGACGUUAUCGUUGAUGAAACCCCAUUGGUAUUACAGAGUCAUCUCUCGACCCGAAGGAGAGGAGUCAGAGGACUGUCCUCGAAGACGCCGAGAGGUCAUCCUAUUCCUCAAGAAAUGGGCUAGUGAGAUAGCUUGA
Penicillium concentricum is the source of this 405-nucleotide messenger RNA. RefSeq lists its product as uncharacterized. The transcript has 2 exons. NCBI's taxonomy places the organism in Eukaryota, Fungi, Ascomycota, Eurotiomycetes, Eurotiales, Aspergillaceae. The coding region runs from base 1 to 405 and encodes 134 amino acids. The record is from RefSeq and is a predicted model, not a curated record.